Podarcis lilfordi (Lilford's wall lizard) is the source of this 7250-nucleotide messenger RNA. NCBI's taxonomy places the organism in Eukaryota, Metazoa, Chordata, Lepidosauria, Squamata, Lacertidae. The record is from the annotation of a GenBank genome assembly.
AUGACCAGAUAUUUGAAGCUGCCGUUUCUGGGGCAGAACAUCAUUUCCCACUCAUCUUCCUCAUUCCUGACAGUGGGUGACAUACUACAGGACUGGCAAGUUGCAAUCCAGAAAAAAGCUUGGAACUUGAUACUAAUCCCUCAAAAAUUUGUAUUUGUCAACUACCCAAAACCGAAGAGCUUCCUCUCAUGGAUAGAUUGCAUAAUGCAUUUCCUGAACAUCCUGAAUGAUAUGUUGCCAGGAGUAAUAAAGCCAAAUGAUGUUGUUUCUAUAGAGUACUUACAUUAUGAUGGUUAUUUGGUACGAGCAAUGAUCACCUUUCAAGAUCAAAAUUUGGCCAAACUUAUCCACAUAUCAAGACAUCUAUUCUUAAAGGAAAGGAUAGCAAUACUAAGAUUCUUUGAAAAUAGGGUACCAUUGAUGCCAAACGUGAUAAGCCAAUGGUAGAAGAGGAUCAGGAAAAAUCCAAAAAGGAAAACUGACCCCAAAAGGUCUAGUCUGGUAAUCACAAACAAGAGACCCCAAAAUUAAAAAGGAAAAGCACACCCUUACAUGAUUUGCAAUGCCCUGUGAGCGAGCAAAAGGACAAUUUCUUUACAGAAGAAAACACUCUAAUUAGUCAAUUCUGGUCAUUUCCGUCCUCAAUCCAAGCUGAAAUUUUAGAAAGACUAGAAACAUUAAGUGGGUGAACAUGUGACACACUGACAGAUGCCAGCCAUGCCAGCAGAAAACUCCUUCAGUGAAAUCUGAACACCAUUUAGAUCCAUGAGUCUUCAGUACAAGCUUAACUGGUUCCCCUACUUUAAGGUAAGGUUGCUCCAACUCUAAAUCUCAGCACCCACAGGUCUUCAUGCAGUUGUCCAGCAGAAAAUGCCGGGUCCAAAGUGUGACAUGCAAUUUAUUUUAGGCUGAUCAUAUGCUGGCAUAGUCCUGUGGUUGCCAUGGUGCCCAUGAUGUUCUGAGUGGCUUCUGCUGAGCUUCCCUCAACAUGGAUGUUGGUCUUUCAGAACCAACAGCCCAUGGGGGCUCCUUAACAUCUCCACCAGCUCAGGCAGGGUGAUAGUUGGGCAGGCAGCAGCAUAGUUGGUACAUCUGCAGAGUCCGCAUCUUGUCCCCUGCACUCAAAGCUAGGUACAAGAACACAAGACCAGGGCUGUUCUGGGUAGAACCGUGGAGAAGGAAACUGAACUGCUCUUCCUAGCCAUUAAGUCUGUAUUGGUGCUGCACCAAUAAUCUAGGAUUACAGAACUGGGACAGACUGAGUCCCCAUCCCCAGCUCAUCCACCAAAUUAUUGAUGAUGCAAGCCAGGUUGGCUCCUCCCCACAUCAGCUGUCACCUGGCAGCAGCCAUUCCAUUGGCUUACAGCAAAGGGAGAGGUGGGAGGCAAAGCUACUCCACCAGUUCUGUUGAGACAACAGCAAUUCUUUGAUCCUCCUUUCCUCAAACUGUUUCCAUUCCAGCUGAUCAUAUUCAGCUAAAAACCAAUGCAUGUUUGUUUUUUCCUCCUCCCUCCCAAUCCCUUUUCCCUUUGUGUCAUGCACCCUAGAUAUAAGCCUGAGGCAGGGACUGUCAUCCCAGAUGGGGUUUGCAAAGUCAAAUAAACAAUAAUCUCGUAUUAGAGUUGUUUUACCCUUGUAUCAGCCUGGCAUUUAGCAGCAGCGCCUCAAGAUUUGCCAGCUUGUUGAUAAAACAGCAAGGGUAAUUGUGGAUCAAAAGGGACCAGAAGCUGCAAGCAGGCUUUAUUUACCUGACCUUUCUUCUUCCCAACUGGCUUGCCCAUUAAUGAGAUUAUUGGAACAUUCCCCUCACCUAAGAAACUGGCAUCAUAUGCUCUGAGCAGUUACUAAGCAGUAGCAUGACAUGUGCCAUAUGAACAUAAUAAAGGCAAAAACACACCUCCCCCUCCCCAAGGAUCAUAAUAAGCCAAUUUUUGCAAUCCUCUCUCUUACCAGUGAUGGAAUGGUCCCUCUUCCUUCCUCAUCUGUCAGGCUGGGGCAGACUUCUACUAUCUAUUUCCUGCACAGUUAGAUCCAUUCUCAUACUAGACCAUACGUUUGUUAAUGCCAUAGGAAUGGCCACUCCCAUAUUCCUUUUGCUCUGAAGAAGCUGAAGGUUGUCAAAACACACAUUCGGAGGUCAUGAAAAACCACAAAUUUAAUUCUUGAUGAGGAAGAAAUGAAAGUAUGAAAGAAAUGAAGUAUGAAAGUGUAGUGUGGAAAUAAUUGUCCCUUAGCCAAUAAAACUUUCCUCUCUCCUGUGGACAGUAGUCUAUACCGACACCUUGUCUCUCACAUGCCAUGGUGGUUUCUUGCUGCUGUCACUGCCUGCCAUUUCCCAUCACUGUUUCGUCUCAGCAGCCCACGCAGAAGCAAAGGGGCACAAGAGAAACUGACACAAGGAUGCCUGGUGCUCCCUGUUGGGCAGCUGGGCUCUUGAGAUGUGGUUCAGCGCACAGGGGUCCCCCUCCUGUGGUGGCACUCUGACGGGCUUGCCAUAAUGUGGACUGGUACAUUUCUCUGGGAAUCUAACUUAAGGGGAAAGGGAACUGUCACAUCUUGCUCUGUGAAGAAACCUAAUUAGACAGCUCUGUGGGGGCCUGAGAAGCAGAACACAGUGUGUGAAGAAGGCAGACUUGUAUCAAGAGGCCAGGGAGCCUUGUGGCGGACUGUUCAGCGUAGGGUGAAUAAAACAGUCUAAACCCUUCCCAAACAAACUGGUAAUAGAACUUCCAUCAAUGCAGGUUUGGAAUUAAGUGGACAGUCGUCAAGCAAUUAUUUGUUGGUGGGCUGUUUUGAUCCCAACUCUGGCACACUCUACUGCAUGAUUCCCUCAAUGUCUCUGCUGCUCACCAGCCUUCUCAGUUCAGAUGCUCAAUAUGUAAAAGGCUGGUUUGUAAAUGGAAAUGUUGCAGUUGACAUUGGUGUCGAUUGUAAGAGGUGAAGGACAAGCAUGAUCCCUUUCAGGCUUAGGCCCAGCAAACUGGGGGAGAGCAAGGAGGGUGUGAAGGAGGCUGGUGGGGAAUCAGAUUGUGGGGUCUGUGUGUGUGUGUGCACACACACACACACACACACGUGUGUUCCUAGUUCCCUCUGCUACCAACUUGCUUCCACUGCCUUCACACUCCAAAGACAACUCUUUCCUCUUUGUGCCUAAAACCCAUUAAGGGAGACAAUUGGCAGACUUGCCCCAGGGGCACAUGGGCAAGGGGGCCUGAACUCUUCUCCCAUCUGUGACUUAAUCCCCCACAGCCCCUCUUCUGAAGUGCUUUUCUGUCAACCAGGGUCACUUCCAGUAUUGCAACCUUGCCUGGAAGAAAAGAUACCUGGAGAGAAGGCCUGUGUGGAGGCGACAGGGAGAGUGUUCUACCCUCCUCACCUAAACAUGCCCUUUUUACUUUUAAAAUUUCCAGGACUGGAGCUCUUCUGUGUCUAUACACACUCUGUUCCUAGCACAUUCUAGGUUAGAACCCCGUUCCACUAUCAUUUCUUGCCAGAGUCUUCCACAAGGUCUUCCUGACUUAGUGGGCUGAUUCACUCUAUGCAAGGGACGCCUAGAUGAUUCACUGCUGAUAGUUUGAACAGACCCAAUGGAAAAGCAUGGCCUUGACCUCUUGUGGACUGCUCUCAUUAAUGCUCUUCUUUGAUCAGUGAGCGUCCAAUCACAGUUGGAAAGUGCCCUCCAAACCUUCAGUCCUGAAGUGAUGUCCCUGCCUCAGUUAUCUCUAGUGAAACUGAAAAUCUCCAGUGAAAUUCCAGGCCUAGAGAGGGAGCCAUCUGGCAAGGACAGUAGCUCUGCAAUGUGAACCAGUUCAAGGUCCCAGGAGGCUUAAAGUAGGUGAGUGACAAACCUAACUAAUUGGCAAGACAGUUGCUAUUGCCCAUUUUUGUUUCUUCUCUCAGAAGAGAUAUCCCCUGCAUUUCUUUCCUCCUCUUCUGCCCUUUAACGUUGUGUGUGAAAUUUGCAACCCCUUGGGAUCCAUUUCCAUAUUUGCUGUGCCAAUUACUCCUAUAGCAGGAAAUGCCCCUUUAACAGAAAGCCUGGCCAGGUUGACUCUCCAGUGCUUUGUCAACAAACUCAUGCAUGUAAGCUAAUUAAAUUACAUGCCGUGCCAAAUACUAAAUCAUGUGUCUGUCUGUUGGGGUGGGGGGUGUGGAGAGUGUCUGCCACAGAACUAGCAGUUGUAGAUGAUUUUCAGAAGAAAAACAGAGAACUGAAAACCUGACAUGUCACUAGGCCAAACAAGGCAGUCUGUGGGAAAUGCACACAGAUGUUGUUUGUGUGGGUCUGUGCCCAUUGUGUAUUUUUAAUAUGGAAGGGAGCUGAAGGGAGCUGCCAAUUAGAUCAAAGCUGUGUGUGUGUGUGUGAUUACCCUGUAAACAAUUUGUCCACUCAAAAUUGCCCUGCAUAAGCUGCUUUUCUUCCCAUAAUGUCAGGGACUGGCAGGACCCUGAGCAGUGUGCACUGGGGGAAGGGGGACUGGAGCGUGAUUCGUGAGAGUGGGCCAGUGAUUUGUGGGACCUGUACUGGCCAGAAGGCAAGUGUUGGAGGCAAGGGAGGCUUCAGAGCUGGAGGAUGGAGGACAGGAUGGGUUGGAAGAAGGGGUGGAAGAGGCAGGCAAAUGAAGGGCUGGGUGCUCCCCCACCCCCCAUCACCCUCUCCUGCACCACUAUGUCAUGGACUGGUUGGACACAGAGGAAUGGUGGGAGAAACCAGCUGGGGAAUCACCAAGGGAAGAAGGUUCAGAGCCCAGGGACUGGUGGUGGCACAAUCAUGAGUGGUCAGAGGGAGAAAACUUGGAAGAGGGGGUGUCAGAAGCUGAAGAGGUAACAGGGAGCCGGGGAGUAUAUGGCAGAGAGAUGUCCAGAAUCAGAGGCAGAAGCUGAUCAGGGGAGGAGGAAGACCAAGAGGCAGAGAUGAGUCAGGUUGGUGAAGAGUCACAGGUGUCUCCCUCUCCUGCUGUGACAAGCUCCACUCCGCACUUAUCUCCCAGAAACAGAAGAAGCAUAAAAAGGGUGGAGGAGAGGUUGGCUUCAUGGAGGCGCAGUCUCUGAUUGCUUGGAAAAGGCCCUGGAGAGGAGGGGACUUAGACGGCUGUGAGUAGGAGGGGAUCCCUGGGACAAGACCUGCUGGGAAUUAGUUGCUGUGCUCAUUGGGCCUGACACUCUGCCAAGUCUGUGCAGAUUGUGUUCUUGCUAAUAAAGAGUUAACUCCAAUGUGCAUGGUGUGAUUUGCUGUUGGCUCGCUCCUGAGGAGGGUAUUGAAGAGAUAGCUUCCACACAGGCACAGUCUCUGGCUGUGUGUGCGCAGCCCAUCAGGGGAAGGUACAUAAACUGGUGGAGGGGGAGUGGCCUCCUGUUACUGCAACUGCUUCAUAGAGAGCAGACCUGGGAAUAGCUGCACAGAUUCUAGACUCCUGUGUGUGGGUAUUUGGAGCCACAGAAACUACUGUAAGUGUCUGCUUUGGACAAUUAUGAGUUAACUAUGUGCCAAGUGCAUUUCUUUGGCUGGGGAGCACCCGUGACACAUACGGACAGGAUGAGAAACUCUCUCCAUCUCUGGCUUGGUCUGAUGAGAGUUGGAAGUCCAACAGCAUCUGGAGAGGCAUAAGCCCCCAGCCCUUCUGUGUGGAGGUGGGGAAGGUGUAGCAUAACCUGCUCCCUGCCAUGCUACUUAACUGCAUGUAAGAGCUAGUUUUUUCCAUGCGGCAGCAUUCAAAAUUAUGAUCCCCCUCAAUCUGUAUUCUGAUGUAGUGAAGGGAGCAAAACCCUGCCUGGGUGCUCAACUUUCCCUCCUCCACUCUGCUGCCUCAGGCUGUUUUCUCCCAGCCCAACUCCAACACCGAUGUGAGGAAACCUGGGGAGAUGAAGGGAUGGGUUAUAGCGGGGGUGGGCACAGUAUGGGUCCCAAUUUGGCUGGUGAGGUCAUUUGCCUAGUACCAUGCCCACCUGCCCCACACAUGAUCAGGUGCAGGCAGGUAGAGUAGUGCUGCAGUGACUGUGCGACCGCACUCCUCGUGGUCUAACGGGCAACGCGUUCAAGUCUGCUGUAUAAUCUUCACAGUGAGGUGAGGGUUUGGCUCCUCUCACCCACACCUCCCUUUUCAUGUGAAAUUCAGACCUUCUCAUCUCCACUUGAAACAUGAAUGAUGCUGAUAGAUAAAUAAGCAACAUCACUGCCUCUGCCAUCUCUAGUUUGGCCUUGAAUGCUUACAAAAUUGUCAUGGACUUUAACCCCCCACAUUAUCUAACCCUGUCCUGGCAGCUGACUCUUAAGCAUCCUAUGUGCUUUCACGUAAGUGUGGGCCCUGUGUCAUGAAUUCUGAUGUGAAUGGCAGAGCAGUUAGUGAUGUCCCGGCCUCAAGAUCCAUGCACACAUUCUGCAUGCCAUUAGGAAAGCAGGACUUUUCAUCAGUUAGAAUCCAUUCCAUCCAAAACACACUUUCCUAAUAACCUAUUAGAUGAAACGAUGUCAAUUCUAUGCAAUCUAAUUAUAUAUGUAGAGCAGCACACUGCAAAUUUCCUAUCCCAUUCCAGCAAGUUGCCAAACACAGGCAUAAUCUCACAUUUCCAUUUGGUUGUGGUUUCUAAUGUUUGUUUGUUUUGUUUAGUGUGCAUUUUUUCAAAUAUUGGAGCAAUUAAGUUGGCGAAAUGUACAGAGCUUUGCAAAUGUAACUUGGUUUCAUUUCCACAAGAAAUGAGAAGUCAGGAACAUUUACUUUGGAAGACUGAGAACUCUGUUGACUUUAUGCACUUUUUUGGAGGGAGGGGGAAAUGUCAUAGAAUUGUAGAGUUUGAAGGUACUCCCAACGAUCAUCUAGUCCAGUGCCCGGCAAUGAAGGAAUCUCAAAUAGAUCAUACAUGACAGAGGACCAUCCAACUUCUGCUUAAAAACCUCCAAGGAAGGAGAGUCCACAACCUUCCAAGGGAGUCAGUUCCACUGUUGAACAGCUGUUACCAUCAGAAAGUUCUUUCUAGUGGAAUCUGAAUCUCCUUUCUUGUAACGUGAAAACAUUGGUUUUGGUCCUGGCCUCCAAAAGCAGGAGAAAACAAGUUUGCUCCAUCCUCCAGCCCUUUAGAUAUUUGAAGAUAGCUAGCAUCUCCUCUCAGGUUCCUCUACGAGGCUAAACAUACCCAACUCCCUCAACCAUCCCUCAUAAGACUUGGUUUCCAGACCCUUUAUCAUCUUGGUCACCCUCCUUUGCACACAUUCCGGUUUGUCAAUAUAUUUCCUCGUAUCAUUUACAGGAUGA